AUGUCCGCCUCUAAAUCCCCGGACCAAGGAGCCGCUGAGGACCCGGGCUUUACGGACACCAGCCCCGACGCUCGAUACAGGGCCAAGGCGGAAGUGCUCAACCGCGCGAUUCAAGAGAUCGGAAUGGGUCGUUAUCAGUGGCAACUAUUCAUCGUGAUCGGAUUCGGCUGGGCGAGCGAUAAUCUCUGGCCGAUCAUUACAUCUCUAAUUCUGCCUCCAAUUUCCUAUGAAUUUUCUGUUUCACGUCCUGCGUUACUCACGCUGGCGCAGAAUAUCGGAUUACUGAUCGGUGCGAUAUUCUGGGGUUUCGGAUGUGAUGUGUUCGGACGUCGGUGGGCGUUUAAUCUCACGAUCGGAAUCACUGCGGUAUUCGGUCUUAUUGCGGCGGCAUCGCCUGGAUUCGGAGCAAUGUGUGCAUUUGCGGCAUUGUGGUCUAUUGGCGUCGGGGGAAACUUGCCUGUGGAUUCAGCUAUUUUUCUGGAGUUCUUGCCUGGGUCACAUCAGUAUCUUCUGACUGUUUUGUCGGUGGAUUGGGCUUUUGCGCAGCUACUGGCUAAUCUAGGGGCAUGGCCUUUGCUUGGGAAUAUGUCUUGCGCGGAGGAACAGGGAUGUACCAAGGCGGGGAAUAUGGGGUGGAGGUAUUUCCUCGUUGCGAUGGGUGGAUUGGCUAUGGCUAUGUUUGUAGGACGCUUUAUGUUCUUCACUAUAUAUGAGUCGCCCAAGUAUCUCAUGGGUAAGGGGAGGAAUGCGGAGGCUGUCAAGGUUGUGCAUGAAGUUGCGAGGAGAAAUGGGAAGGCUUCAUCGUUGACGCUAGAUGAACUGGAUGAUAUUGAUCAGGGAAGUCGGGGGCUGACUGCUGCCGACAUCGUCCGCCAGAGACUGGAAAAGCUGAGUUUGGAUCACAUCCGCGCUCUGUUCGAUACGCCUCAGCGGGCCUAUUCCACGACUCUGAUUAUUCUCGUAUGGGCCUUCCUCGGACUGGGAUUCCCGCUCUACAACGCUUUCCUGCCAUACAUUCAACAAUCACGCGGGGCAGAAUUCGGCGACGGGUCAACAUACAUCACCUACCGGAACUCACUGAUUAUCGCUGUGAUGGGAAUUCCUGGCUGCCUCCUCGGUGGUGUUCUCGUCGAGCUUCCCAGAUUCGGACGGAAGGGCGCUCUAUCCAGUUCCACCGCACUAACUGGAGUCUUCCUGCUGCUAUCUACGCGAGCAACCACUUCCAAUGCUCUACUGGGAUGGAACUGCGCUUACAACUUCAUGAGCACUCUCAUGUAUUCUGUAUUGUACGCCUACACACCCGAGAUCUUCCUCACUAAAGACCGCGGCACGGGCAACGCAUUAACUGCAUCCGCCAAUCGUGUCUUCGGCAUAAUGGCACCCAUCAUCGCCAUGUUCGCGAACCUCGAGACCGCCGCUCCAGUCUAUGUCAGUGGAGCAUUGUUCCUCGCCGCGGCUAUUCUAGUCCUCCUAAUGCCCUACGAGUCCCGAGGCCAAGCAAGUCUCUAA
Penicillium atrosanguineum is the source of this 1509-nucleotide messenger RNA. Its product is annotated as putative sugar transporter. The transcript has a single exon. The record is from RefSeq and is a predicted model, not a curated record. Gene Ontology annotation, biological process: transmembrane transport. Gene Ontology annotation, molecular function: transmembrane transporter activity. Bases 1 to 1509 code for a protein of 502 amino acids. NCBI's taxonomy places the organism in Eukaryota, Fungi, Ascomycota, Eurotiomycetes, Eurotiales, Aspergillaceae. Gene Ontology annotation, cellular component: membrane.